Pecten maximus is the source of this 998-nucleotide messenger RNA. RefSeq names its product caveolin-1-like. Gene Ontology annotation, cellular component: caveola. The record is from RefSeq and is a predicted model, not a curated record. Gene Ontology annotation, biological process: caveola assembly. NCBI's taxonomy places the organism in Eukaryota, Metazoa, Mollusca, Bivalvia, Pectinida, Pectinidae. Bases 109 to 519 code for a protein of 136 amino acids. Gene Ontology annotation, molecular function: molecular adaptor activity. The transcript is spliced from 2 exons.
AUAAAACGGAACGUAUGAUGUUUUAACAAUCAGUUCAUGAAAUUCAGUUGAUGAAAGUAUCAAGGGAGAUAGCAUUACCGAGUAAGGAACGACAUAUAUACGGCUAAAAUGGAUAUCGAUAUGCAUAACAGAGACCCGAAUGACGUCAACUCCAAUGUCAGGGUUUCUUUUGAUGAUGUGUUGGCCGAACCGGAGGGUGCCCACAGCAUUGACUGUGUAUGGAAGUUGAGUUACUGCUGUUUCAACUGUGGUAAAAACUGCGCCUACCGAUGUAUGACAUUCUUUUUUGGGAUAUGCAUCGCAUUUUAUUGGGGCUGUGAAUUCGCUGCCAUAGCAUUUGAACAGAUCUGGAUCGUGACCCCGAUGUUGAGAGUCUUUGCCAUCUACUGUGGAAGUUGUCAAAAGUUCUUCAGCAUCAUUAUAAAUUGCUGUAUGGCUCCCGUUUGCCAGACCUGUGGUUUAUUCUUCAGUCAAAUAACAGUGAAUCACGGUGAGGGAGGAGGACAGAGGUCUUUUUAGUGGUCAUGAUGUGGAGUACUGUUCAAAAAUGUGACUUUCCUCACAUAGCAGAACAAAACAAUAGAUGUCAAUGGUACCGUUUCAAGCCAAUUCUGCCGUUAAGUACUACUAAUACCAACUUAUAGUAAAAACAGUGAAAUCUUUUGAAUAUUCAGUUUCGAACAAUACCAUACGUUUUUUGCUUCGUGACAGAAUGUCAGCAUUCUAAAGACUAAAUACCUUUAUGGAAUGAUGGGAAGAAUGAUAAGCAUUACUAAAUGCUGAAAUUAUCUAAAGUAACAGCGGCAGUUGAUACUGGCAACUAUCUCACUUUCGAUAUAUAUAUAUCAAAGAUGAAUGAUUUUGUCAAAUUCACUCUACUUAAAAAAGAACAAAUAAAGAAAAUGAAAAACGGCCAAGAAGAUGAGUAUCUUAACCAACGUGUAUAAGUAACCCAUGUUUAUCUGUGAUAUUAAUCAAAAUAAAUGUUUGUAUGAGAA